ACACGUACCUAUUGAACGACAGACAGCGCCGCACCGCCCGCCGCUCUCCUCGCAAAUGCUGCAAUCGCUGGCUAUCCAUUUCAUCACAAACUCUCUUCUCAACAUGUCCCCAACGCCGCCGGUCCUCCGUGUUCCACCUACAUCUACCGGCGCUGCAACCACUUCUUUACACUUCUCGGCGGCAUUUUCCAGAACAGGUCAUCAACAUUUCUCCCAGCGCAAUUCUCCUUAUAUUGUGAAAGACCUUUGGCAACUGUCAAAUAACACCUGGAAAGCAAGAAUAGUUCUGUCUCGUUCCCGGAAUCCCGAAGAUUUCUUGGAUUAUGAAGUCAUUUUGAUCGGCAAAGGUGAGAAGCGGAGUUGUAUUAUUCCGGUAGGAGAGCUUGAAUCCAGGGUAGCCACAGUAGGGUUCUUGCUGGCCAGGGAUGUAGAAUGGGAAGCUUAUCUUUUGGCCCCCACAGGUGGUGGGAAUACUGCAGACUUUGUGCAGAAAAUCAACAGCUAAAGUCUUUCUUUCUAAGCUAAAGAAUGUGAAGAAAAAGAGAUUUAUCAAUGGAUAGAGAGGGAGGAGGAGGAGGAGGAGGAGGCUAAAAAAAUGGUUGUGAUCCA
Molecule: messenger RNA, 609 nt
Organism: Rubroshorea leprosula
Lineage: Eukaryota; Viridiplantae; Streptophyta; Magnoliopsida; Malvales; Dipterocarpaceae
Source: the annotation of a GenBank genome assembly